Arachis duranensis is the source of this 7322-nucleotide messenger RNA. RefSeq names its product glutamate synthase [NADH], amyloplastic-like. Gene Ontology annotation, molecular function: FMN binding; iron-sulfur cluster binding; flavin adenine dinucleotide binding. NCBI's taxonomy places the organism in Eukaryota, Viridiplantae, Streptophyta, Magnoliopsida, Fabales, Fabaceae. The record is from RefSeq and is a predicted model, not a curated record.
CUCUCUCCACCAAAGAACCCUCACACAAUACUAAACAGCUCCUUGAAGCGGCGCUGUUUUCUCCCCUUUCUGCUUUCUGUCUGUUUCUUCCGAUUCAGCCUCUUUCCAAAGCGGUCUUCUCACUUCUGUCCUGUCCAGAAUUAAAUAGAAGCCUUCAAUUAACAACUUCCCUCCUUUUUGUUCACGCAUACAAGUACCAUUUUCAUCUUCAAUUAAAUCUGGUCCUUUAAUCCCAGAUCUGUAAUCUGUCACAUAUAUUGCGAAAAAACUCUGAUCCGAUCCAAUCCAAUCCUUCAUUUUUACUUAUUUUAUUUUAUAUUUUCUCCCAUAAGCAACAAGAGUUCCAUACAUAGUUAAAUACUUAAAACUCUUCCAACAUAAGUAAACAGUAGAACACUCCACUUGAUAACUAUCUACGUCUUCAAUAAAAAAAAAAUAAAUUGAAUCAAAUGUCAAAGUCACUCUCGCUAACGUCCUCGUCUCUCAACAACCCUCAGCUGAAUGGUUUUCGAAAACGCAACAAUUCCCCACAGGGUCGGCUGGUGAGCCUCUCCGUCAAUCGGAGCAAAGCAUUCACACUAUGCUCUGCUCCGGGGGACAAGAAGAGGUUCUUCGGCCCGCGGCUGCGAUCAAGCGGGUCCGAGAGGAUCCGCUUGUGGCAGUUUGGUGGGCCGGGCUGGUUACCAAAGGUGACAGUCCGGUCCGCAUUCUCGGCGGUGCCGGAGAAGCCGUUGGGGCUCUAUGAUCCCAAAAUGGAUAAGGACUCGUGCGGGGUUGGGUUCGUUGCUGAAUUGUCUGGUCAAAGUAGCCGCAAAACUGUAACAGAUGCGUUAGAGAUGUUGGUGAGAAUGACGCAUAGAGGUGCUUGCGGGUGCGAGGCCAACACUGGUGAUGGAGCAGGGAUUCUUGUGGCUCUGCCUCAUGAUUUUUACAAGGAGGUUGUGGAGUUUGAGCUUCCCCCCCAAGGAAAAUAUGCAGUUGGCAUGCUUUUCUUGCCUAAAUCUGAUAUUCGUAGGAAAGAAAGCAAAAAUAUAUUUCAAAAGGUUGCGGAGAGUCUGGGGCACUCAGUUAUUGGUUGGCGCUCCGUUCCCACAGACAACACAGGAUUGGGCAAAUCAGCUGUACAGACUGAACCAGUGAUUGAGCAAGUGUUUCUUACUCCAAGUGCUCAAUCAAAAGUUGAUUUGGAAAGACAGAUGUACAUAUUAAGGAAGCUUAGCAUGGCCGCUAUUACAUCCGCCUUGAACCUCCAAAAUGACGGCAUUGCUGAUUUCUAUAUCUGUUCACUUUCGUCAAGGACUGUUGUUUACAAAGGUCAGCUAACACCAGCUCAACUGAGGGAAUAUUAUUUUGCGGACCUAGGCAAUGAAAGGUUUACGAGCUACAUGGCCCUGAUACAUUCACGGUUUUCUACAAAUACCUUCCCUAGCUGGGAUCGUGCUCAGCCUAUGCAAAUAUUGGGACACAAUGGAGAGAUCAACACUCUAAGAGGCAAUGUCAACUGGAUGAAGGCGCGUGAGGGGUUACUGAAGUGCAAGGCACUUGGUUUAUCAGAGGAUGAAUUAAAGAAGCUUUUGCCCAUUGUCAAUGCAAAUUCAUCUGAUUCAGGAGCUUUUGAUGGCGUUCUUGAGUUUUUGGUUCAAUCUGGAAAAAGUCUUCCUGAAGCUGUUAUGAUGAUGAUUCCUGAGGCAUGGCAAAACGAUAAAAACAUGGAUCCUCAACGUAAAGCAUUUUAUGAAUACUAUUCAGCUCUCAUGGAGCCAUGGGAUGGACCAGCUCUUAUAUCAUUUACUGAUGGUCACUAUCUUGGAGCUACACUGGAUAGGAAUGGACUGCGACCUGGCCGCUUCUAUGUUACUCACAGUGGACGAGUUAUAAUGGCAAGUGAAGUUGGAGUCGUAGACAUUCCUCCUGAAGAUGUGUGUAGGAAAGGAAGAUUAAAUCCUGGCAUGAUGCUUCUGGUAGAUUUUGAUAAGCACAUUGUUGUUGAUGAUGAUGCCUUAAAGGAACAGUAUUCGUUGGCAAGGCCCUAUGGGGAGUGGCUCAAAAGACAGAAGAUUGAACUCAAAGACAUAGUAGAUUCUGUUGAUGAAUCUGAAAGAGUUCCACCAACAAUCGCAGGAGUGGCUCCGCUCUCUAGUGAUGAUGUGGAUAUGGAAAAUAUGGGAAUUCAUGGUCUACUGGCUCCAUUGAAAGCUUUUGGAUAUACGGUUGAAUCAUUGGAAAUGCUAUUACUUCCUAUGGCAAAAGAUGGUGUAGAAGCCCUAGGGUCAAUGGGAAAUGAUACUCCAUUAGCUGUCAUGUCCAAUAGAGAAAAGCUCACUUUCGAGUACUUCAAACAAAUGUUUGCUCAAGUGACAAAUCCUCCAAUUGAUCCUAUUCGUGAGAAAAUAGUUACUUCAAUGGAAUGUAUGGUUGGUCCAGAAGGUGAUCUGACACAAACAACAGAGGAACAAUGUCACCGCCUUUCACUAAAAAGUCCCCUUUUGACCAUUGAACAAAUGGAAGCGAUUAAAAGGAUGAAUUACAGAGGAUGGCGGAACAAAGUUAUAGACAUAACUUACUCAAAGGAAUGUGGUAAGAGAGGAUUGGAAGAAGCAUUGGACAGGAUAUGUGCAGAAGCACAUGGUGCAAUUAGUGAAGGCUACACAACCCUUGUUCUUUCUGAUAGAGCUUUCUCGAGGAAACGUGGCGAACCACGUGAAGUGCACCAUUUCUGCACACUUGUCGGUUUUGGUGCUGAUGCUAUAUGCCCUUAUUUGGCUGUGGAGGCAAUAUGGAGACUCCAAGUUGAUGGAAGGAUCCCACCUAAAGCAAGUGGUCAAUUCUACUCAAAAGAUGAGUUGGUCAAGAAGUACUUUAAAGCAAGCAACUAUGGCAUGAUGAAGGUUCUUGCAAAGAUGGGAAUAUCAACUUUGGCCUCCUACAAAGGUGCUCAGAUUUUUGAAGCUCUGGGUCUUUCUUCAGAGGUGAUUGAAAAGUGCUUUGCUGGAACACCUAGUCGAGUUGAGGGUGCUACAUUUGAGAUGCUUGCUCGGGAUGCUCUACAACUGCAUGCAUUGGCAUUUCCUACUCGGGUUUUCUCUCCUGGAAGUGCUGAAGCUGUUGCGUUGCCCAAUCCUGGGGAUUAUCAUUGGAGGAAAGGUGGUGAAAUUCAUCUGAAUGAUCCGCUUGCAAUAGCAAAGCUUCAGGAGGCUGCCAGAACUAACAGUAUAGAUGCAUAUAAACAGUAUUCUAAGCUCAUUCACGAGUUGAAUAAAGCUUGCAAUUUGCGGGGAAUCCUGAAAUUCAAAGAGACAUCCACAAAGAUUCCCAUUGAUCAAGUGGAACCAGCCAGUGAAAUAGUUAAACGGUUUUGCACUGGGGCCAUGAGUUAUGGGUCAAUAUCAUUGGAGGCACACACAACAUUAGCAAUGGCUAUGAAUAAACUUGGAGGGAAAUCAAAUACAGGUGAGGGCGGUGAACAACCAUCUCGUAUGGAGCCUCUUCCUGAUGGUUCAAUGAAUCCCAAAAGGAGUGCCAUCAAACAAGUUGCUAGUGGAAGAUUUGGAGUCUCAAGUUACUACCUUACUAAUGCUGAUGAACUACAGAUAAAGAUGGCCCAGGGUGCAAAACCUGGUGAGGGAGGUGAACUUCCUGGCCACAAAGUUAUAGGAGACAUUGCCGUCACUAGAAAUUCAACUGCUGGAGUAGGACUUAUCAGUCCACCUCCCCAUCAUGAUAUUUAUUCAAUCGAAGACCUUGCGCAACUGAUUUAUGAUCUAAAGAAUGCCAACCCAUCUGCUCGAAUUAGCGUGAAGUUAGUUUCUGAAGCUGGAGUGGGGAUAAUUGCUAGCGGAGUUGUUAAAGGUCAUGCGGACCAUGUCUUGAUCUCAGGUCACGAUGGAGGUACAGGGGCAUCUAGAUGGACCGGCAUAAAGAAUGCUGGUUUGCCUUGGGAACUUGGCCUAGCUGAGACUCACCAGACAUUGGUUGCGAAUGACCUACGUGGUCGCACAGUUCUUCAAACUGAUGGCCAACUCAAAACAGGAAGAGAUGUGGCCAUAGCUGCUCUUCUUGGAGCAGAAGAGUUCGGUUUCAGCACUGCUCCACUCAUUACUCUUGGCUGUAUCAUGAUGCGGAAGUGUCACAAGAACACCUGUCCUGUUGGCAUUGCUACCCAAGAUCCAGUACUUAGAGAGAAGUUUGCCGGAGAACCUGAGCAUGUUAUUAACUUCUUUUUCAUGGUAGCUGAAGAGAUGAGAGAAAUUAUGUCUAACCUUGGGUUUAAAACUGUUGAUGAGAUGGUUGGCCGUUCAGAUAAGCUUGAAGUUGAUAAGGAAAUUGUUAAGAGCAAUGAGAAACUGGAAAACCUUGAUCUCUCUCUAUUGCUUAGACCUGCAGCUGAACUGCGACCGGGAGCUGCACAGUACUGUAUGCAAAAACAAGAUCAUGGCUUGGACAUGGCCUUGGAUAAUCAGCUCAUCAGUUUGUCCAAUGCUUCUUUGGAAAAGGGUCUCCCAGUAUACAUUGAAACUCCAAUACAGAAUGUAAACCGUGCUGUGGGAACUAUGCUUAGCCAUGAGGUUACUAAACGAUACCACUUAGCUGGUCUUCCAACUGGCACCAUCCAUAUCAGAUUUACUGGCAGUGCUGGCCAGAGCUUUGGUGCAUUCCUCUGUCCUGGAAUCACUUUGGAACUUGAAGGUGAUGGCAACGACUAUGUCGGUAAAGGAUUGUCAGGAGGAAAAAUUAUAGUUUAUCCUCCAAAAGGAAGCAACUUUGACCCUAAGGAGAACAUUGUAAUUGGUAAUGUGGCGCUGUACGGUGCAACCUGUGGUGAAGCAUAUUUCAAUGGGAUGGCAGCAGAAAGAUUUUGUGUGCGUAACUCCGGGGCUAAGGCAGUUGUGGAAGGGAUUGGUGAUCAUGGAUGUGAGUACAUGACUGGUGGGACUGUCGUUGUGCUUGGGAAAACUGGUAGAAAUUUUGCUGCUGGUAUGAGUGGUGGGAUUGCUUAUGUUCUUGAUGUGGAUGGAAAAUUCAAAUCUCGAUGCAACCCCGAGCUUGUAGAUUUGGACAAGGUUGAAGAGGAAGAGGAUAUUAUUACGCUAAGAAUGUUGAUACAGCAACAUCAACGGCACACAAAUAGCAUGCUUGCCAAAGAAGUUCUUGCUGAUUUUGAGAAUCUACUUCCUAAAUUCAUCAAGGUGUUCCCAAGGGAGUACAAGCGCGCUCUUGCAAAUAUGAAGUCUGAGCAGACCUCCAAUGAUACAGUAGAUGAUGAUGAAGCGCAGGCCGUUGAGAAGGAUGCAUUUGAAGAGCUUAAGAAACUGGCAACUUCAUCUGUGAAUGAGAAGCCAAGUCAGGCUGUAUCACCCAAGAGGCCAACUCAGGUUACUGAUGCCGUUAAACAUCGAGGUUUUGUUGCAUAUGAGCGUGAGGGUGUUCAGUAUCGGGAUCCUAAUCUUCGGAUGAAUGAUUGGAAGGAGGUGAUGGAAAAGACGAAGCCUGGUCCCCUUUUGAAAACACAGUCUGCCCGAUGCAUGGACUGCGGUACUCCUUUCUGUCAUCAGGAGAAUUCUGGAUGUCCUCUUGGAAAUAAAAUACCAGAGUUUAACGAAUUAGUGUACCAAAAUAGAUGGCGCGAUGCAUUAGAAAGGCUUCUUGAAACAAAUAACUUUCCUGAAUUUACUGGUCGUGUGUGCCCUGCACCUUGUGAAGGUUCUUGUGUCCUUGGUAUUAUCGAAAAUCCGGUGUCUAUUAAAAGCAUUGAAUGUGCCAUCAUAGAUAAGGCUUUUGAGGAAGGUUGGAUGGUGCCACGACCUCCACUUAGGAGAACUGGGAAAAGGGUUGCCAUUAUUGGAAGUGGACCAGCUGGUCUAGCAGCUGCUGAUCAACUAAACAAAAUGGGCCAUACAAUAACAGUGUAUGAACGAGCUGAUAGGAUUGGAGGGCUUAUGAUGUAUGGGGUUCCCAACAUGAAAACUGACAAAGUUGAUAUAGUUCAACGGCGAGUCAACCUUAUGGCUGAGGAAGGAGUAACUUUUGUUGUGAAUGCUAACGUUGGACGUGAUCCUUUGUACUCUCUUGAUCGGAUUCGAGAGGAGAACGAUGCUAUUGUCUUGGCUGUUGGAGCCACAGAACCAAGAGAUCUUCCGGUGCCUGGACGUGAGCUCUCAGGAGUUCAUUUUGCCAUGGAGUUUCUUCAUGCGAACACUAAGAGCUUGCUUGAUAGCAAUCUUCAGGAUGGUAAUUACAUUUCUGCCAAGGGCAAGAAAGUUGUUGUCAUAGGUGGGGGUGACACUGGUACCGAUUGCAUAGGGACAUCCAUUCGUCAUGGUUGCAGUAGCAUUAUAAAUCUCGAACUUCUUCCUGAGCCACCUCGCACAAGAGCCCCAGGAAACCCUUGGCCUCAGUGGCCUCGCAUAUUCCGUGUAGAUUACGGGCACCAAGAAGCUGCUGCUAAAUUCGGGAAAGAUCCAAGAUCAUAUGAGGUACUGACAAAGCGUUUUGUUGGAGAUGAAAACGGAGUGGUGAAAGGACUUGAAGUGGUACGUGUCUGUUGGGAGAAGGAUCAAACUGGCAAGUUUCAAUUUAAAGAAAUUGAAGGCACUGAGGAGAUCAUUCAAGCUGACCUAGUUUUACUAGCCAUGGGCUUUCUUGGCCCUGAAUAUACAAUUGCAAAGAAGUUGGGUAUGGAGCGAGACAACCGGUCAAAUUUCAAGGCUGAUUAUGGUCGCUUCUCAACCAGUGUCAAAGGAGUGUUUGCAGCUGGCGAUUGUCGCCGGGGUCAAUCCCUGGUGGUAUGGGCUAUUUCAGAGGGACGACAAGCCGCGGCACAAGUUGACAAGUACCUCAUUAAAGAGGAAAAAGAGCACAAAGUUGUGGGGAGUAAGGAUGAACUAGUCAAGAGGCAACAAGACCUCAACAAGAAGCACCAGGACAGUAGCAAACACACAGUGAUGACCUAAGAAGUAACCGUGAGUUUUCGUGCUCUCAGAUGUACUCAAUAAAAGCGCAUAGAAUAAAAAGAAAAGGAAGGUUGUUUACCUUGGGCAAUUUCUUGUGUGGCAAGUUGGUGAUCCAAAAUGGAAAAACAAGGAGAAAAUAAAGGAGUGUAGUAUGUGGAAAGGAAAAAUUUUGUCUUGGCACUUUUCUUCUGAGGGUGUUGUAAUUUGAAAUGUACAGUAUAAAGUUUUAAACUAGUCCCAAUGAGUUCAUGGGGCUACGAAAAUUUUACCUCGUGAAACUUGAUAAGAGAAAAUGAUCUAGUAUUAACUUGUGUUAGGCUGGAUCCGUCGUCCUCCAUUUGGUUCUUCAAUUUCAAUCCAUCGAUUAAAGCA